AUGGAUAAUUGCAAUAUAUUGAGCUGGAACUUGAGAGGGCUGAACAGUUCUAAUAAGCAUAAUGCAGUUAUAGAUCUUUGUAGUAGGAAUAAAAUAGGAGUUGGCGGUUUCUUAGAGACUAAAAUGAAGGGGAAUAAAGUUCUAGAGUUCAUGGAGCAUAAACUUCCAAACUGUGAUUUUUAUACUAGUUCGGUCACUGAAGGCAGAAUUUUGAUAAUUUGGAGGAAGAUGGAAGGAGGAGUUUAUGGGAAGGGUUACAACGGUUAUUCGAUAGAUAAAGCGUGGGUUAUCUUAGGGGACUUCAAUGCCCUUUUCUCUGGAAUGGACAGAUCUAGAGGGAAACCAAUUUCAGCUUUGGAGUUGGUUGAUUCUCUUCGUUGGUUUGCGGAUACUCAUGUUGAAUCUCUUAAGAGUUUAGGUUCUUAUUUCACUUGGACUAAUAACCAAAAUGGUCCAGCAAGAAUCUAUUCUAAAAUUGACCAUGUUUUCAUGAAUGAGAAUUGUCUUGAUUUCUUUCCUCAUUCUAAUAGGAUUCCUAUUAAGGCAACUGGUUUAAGGGCUAUCUACUUAAAAACUUUGAGGCUGAAGCAUAGAUUAAAAAAAUUUAACAGAGAAAAUAUUGGUGACAUUGGGUUGAAUUAUCACAAGGCUAAGGAGAAUUACCAAGAAGCUCAACUUCAAGCUCAAUCUCAUCCUUAUGACUAUAGUUUUCAGGAAGUGGUGAAGGAAGCUGUUGCAGCUUUUUCGGUUCAGGAGAAAAUGUACCAUAGUUUCCUAUCUCAAAUAAGUAAAAUAACUUGGUUAAGGAAGGGAGAUAUGAACACUUCUUUUUUCCAUGCUUAUUUGAAGAAGCGUAGAGCUGAAAAUGGUAUUGCUUCCUAUAUCACUGAUCAAGGUAAUUUGGUAGAUAAUUUUCCUGAAGUUGUUUCUCACUUUGUUGAGCAUUUCAGAGGCUAUUUGGGGAGCUCGAGUUCUGCCACUGGCAGAAUAAAUUUACAGUGUAUAGAGAUGGGUUCCAAGCUCUCGGUUGAUCAACAACUGAUGCUUUUAAAGCUAUUUUCUCGUAAGGAAAUUCGUGUUGCUUUAUUUGGUAUUCCCAUCACUAAGUCCUCGGGACCUGAUGGUUUUGGUUCUGGUUUUUUCAAGGCAGUCUGGCAGGAUAUAGGGGAUGAAGUUUGCUCAGCCAUCAGUCAAUUCUUUGACACAGGAAGAUUUCCUUCUGAGCUUCAUGAAACUACUCUAUCGCUGGUUCCUAAGGUGGUUAAUCCAUCCCGGGCUAUAGACUAUAGACCUAUAGCUUGUUGCUCUACUUUAUACAAAUGUAUUGCCAAGCUUUUAUGUUCGAGAAUGGCUUUAGUCCUUCCUAGGCUCAUUCAGCCGAACCAGGGAGCCUUUAUUAGGGGUCAUUCUAUUGCUCAUAACAUCAUGAUUCUUCAAGACCUUAUCAAAAACUAUGGGAGGGCUUCUACUUCACCAAGAUGUGCAAUCAAGAUCGAUUUAAGUAAGGCUUAUGACACUGUAGAUUAG
Molecule: messenger RNA, 1527 nt
Organism: Humulus lupulus (European hop)
Lineage: Eukaryota; Viridiplantae; Streptophyta; Magnoliopsida; Rosales; Cannabaceae
Exons: 3
Coding region: 1-1527 (508 amino acids)
Molecular function (GO): catalytic activity
Source: RefSeq, a predicted model, not a curated record